Molecule: messenger RNA, 1200 nt
Organism: Penicillium cinerascens
Lineage: Eukaryota; Fungi; Ascomycota; Eurotiomycetes; Eurotiales; Aspergillaceae
Exons: 4
Coding region: 1-1200 (399 amino acids)
Molecular function (GO): O-methyltransferase activity
Source: RefSeq, a predicted model, not a curated record
AUGAGUGUAGCCGAUCUGAUCCAACGGUUGGACGUCGACUGGGUCUCGGUCCUCGACGACCACGACCGACGCCGAGUGCUGCAGGCAUGUGAUCGACUCAAGGCCAAGCUGGAGACACCCAUGGACACAACGGCCCGUCUCGCCUUCUCGGCUCAUCAAGCCAUGGCAGUGAGAUUGGGUAUCGAUAUGAAGCUCUUUGAUGCGAUGGCCAAAGUAGGCCAGUCGACCGGAUCCUUCAAAGUACAGGAUUUAUGCGAAGAAACCGGUUCGGAUCCAUUGCUAGUUAGGCGCAUAAUUCGAUUCCUUGCCGCCAUGGGGGUGAUCAAGGAAACAGACGACUCAUAUAUUCCGACGCCACUGGCCGCGGCCUAUGUGUCAACCUCCCCUCUUUCGGCUGGGGUAAUCCACAGCACGCAUUUCCUAACGGUCCUGUCGAGACUCCCCGAGUACUUUCAUGCCAAUGGAUGGAAGAGUCCCGAUGACGGCCUCAACGGUCCCUUUCAGUUCGCAUUGGGCACCGAUUCCCACUACUUCGACUUCCUAGGCACUCACCCCUACUAUCAGCAGGCAUUCAACACCGUCAUGACCCUGUCGUUCCGCCGACGUGGGAAGGACUGGUUCGAGUUCUUCCCCGCCGAAGAACGGCUGCGCGCGUCAAGUAAUACUGAUCCACUGAUCGUCGAUGUCGGCGGGGGUCUUGGCGAGGAUCUCAAAAAGUUCAAGGAACGGUUUUCUGCUUUGCCUGGCAAACUCAUUCUCCAGGAUCUGCCCGCAGUGAUUGAGGGCGCCAAGGAUCUACCGGUGGGGAUCGAAGCUCAGAGCCAUGAUUUCUUCCAGAAGCAGCCCGUGCGGGAUGCGAAGGCGUACUUCAUGCGGACCGUCUUGCAUGACUGGCCGGACAGGCAAGCAGUGCAAAUUCUGGGGAAACUCCGCGAUGCGAUGAAUAACGACUCGAUUUUGCUUAUCAGCGAGACCAUGCUACCGGAGUCCGGAGUGCUUCUGCCCUCGGUUAUAUCCGAUAUGCAAAUGAUGGGCUCGUUCGCCUCGUUGGAGCGGACGCAAGAGCAAUGGCAAACACUGCUGGAGACAGCUGGCUUCGAGCUCGUCCAUGUCUGGCUACCGGAUGACUGCGAUCGAAGCCCGGCCUCUUUGGCAGAACAGCCUGCUCUGCUUGAGGCUCGAGUGAGAAGGUCUCCAUAA